AUGUCUGAGGCUUCCACCAUCCACGUUUCCAAUAUCUCCCACGCCACCACCGAGAAGGAGGUGCGCGAUUUCUUCAGUUUCUGUGGAAAGAUCACCAGUCUCUCCGUCACUCCCACUUCGUCUGAGCCCGAGGCGUCCAAGUCGGCUACCGUGACCUUUGAGAAAGAAGCAGCCGCAAAGACUGCCCUUCUUUUGGAUCAAACUCAAUUGGGUUCGACUGCCGUGCACGUCGAGGCGGCCAAGAGCAUCGGAACUUUGGCCCAGGAAUCCGCGGGGGCGACCGACGCCGAGUCCAAGGAGGAGCACCACAUUCCUCAGGAGGAGAAGCCUCGAUCUCGUAUCUUUGCCGAGUACCUCGCUCAUGGAUACGUGGUGAGCGACAAGGCGCUGGAGAAGGCGAUUGCGCUGGACCAACAACAUGGCGUUUCCACCAAGUUCCAGAGCUACCUGACCAACUUGGACCAGAAGCUUGGAGCCACUACCCGCGCGCGGGACUUGGACAACAACUACAAGAUUUCGGACAAGGCUGUCAGCAGCUUUGGUGGCCUGGCCUCCUACUUUGAGAAGGCCAUUGGCACUCCUUCCGGUCAGAAGCUCCGUGACUUUUACCAGAAGACAGAGAAGCAGGUGCUCGAUAUCCACGCCGAGGCCCGCCACCUGGCCAACCUCAAGCAGGGCAAGUCGGGAGAGACCAAGACUGGUGAGGCGCAGGGUGUCUCCGCCACUGCCGGUGAGGCCGCUGGCGUUGCCCUUGGAACUGUGCCCGCCUCCGAGCCCGCUGGCACCGUUGCCCCUGCCGAGCCUAAGGCUUAG
Messenger RNA from Penicillium oxalicum, 813 nucleotides. RefSeq names its product putative actin cytoskeleton protein (VIP1) (gene vip1). The coding region runs from base 1 to 813 and encodes 270 amino acids. The transcript has 3 exons. Gene Ontology annotation, molecular function: RNA binding. The record is from RefSeq and is a predicted model, not a curated record. NCBI's taxonomy places the organism in Eukaryota, Fungi, Ascomycota, Eurotiomycetes, Eurotiales, Aspergillaceae.